Molecule: messenger RNA, 378 nt
Organism: Aspergillus niger
Lineage: Eukaryota; Fungi; Ascomycota; Eurotiomycetes; Eurotiales; Aspergillaceae
Exons: 4
Coding region: 1-378 (125 amino acids)
Source: RefSeq, a predicted model, not a curated record
AUGGUGCUACCCACCAAGAGAGCAUCGUGGUCCGACGGGCACGUUGGAGAAGCUGCCUCGGUAAUGGUCGCGGUAGGUGGUCAGACCUCGCGACUGGCGAUAGACAAUCGAUUAGGAGACGGGACAUUGGAAACUGCCAUGACAUUGUUGGAGCCGCCGGCCAGGAUGGUAGCGGGCCGUGCAGUUGUUGAAGACGAUCUUGUCAUCGAUGAAAGGCAGGAAGUUCAGGCGGGCACCGCCAGAGCCAAGGUAGGAGGUGAAGGCACGAAUGUGAUGGCUGAUAAAUGCCACUCCCUCCAUCUUCGUUGGACUAAUGGUAGUGGCGCCUUGUUAGCGCUGAGACCAGCAGAAGAUUCAAACUUUCGUGGCCAAUCUUGA